Messenger RNA from Lasiodiplodia theobromae, 1965 nucleotides. Its product is annotated as Nucleoside-diphosphate-sugar epimerase. Lineage: Eukaryota; Fungi; Ascomycota; Dothideomycetes; Botryosphaeriales; Botryosphaeriaceae. The record is from RefSeq and is a predicted model, not a curated record. The transcript has 6 exons. Bases 1 to 1965 code for a protein of 654 amino acids.
AUGGUCAAGAUUUUUGCAAUCGGCGCAACCGGUUGGAUUGGCGGCGACGCCGUGCACCGCAUCGCGACUGCGCAUCCCGAAUACGAGUGGACGGUUCUGGUCCGCUCCGCCGCCAAGGCCGCCGAGGCCGCCACAUACGGGCUGCCGCCUUCCACACGCUUCGUGACGGGCGACUACGAAUCGCGCCAGCUUCUCGCCACCGAGGCCGCGGCCGCCGACAUCGUCCUCAACAUGGCCGACUGCGACGAGGCGGCCGGCGCCCGGGUGCUGCUCGAAGGCAUGAAGGCGAACAAAGACCAGCCGGGCUUCUUCAUCCACCUGUCGGGCGCCGCCAUGCUGGAGUGGGACGACCAGGUCAGCGGCAAGUACGGCGAGGAGAGCCCCAAGGUCUACGACGACUGGGACGGCUUGCAAGAGGUUACUAGCCUCCCGGACGCAGCCAUGCACCGGCCCGUCGAGAAGAUCGUGCUCGAGGAGGCCGGCCCCGUCCGCACCGCCAUCGUCUCCCCGCCCUGGAUCUACGGGCGCAGCAGGGCGUCGCCCGUCGAGCAUAGCGCCGCGACCAUGACCAUCCCCAUGUUCCAGGCCCACGGCAAAGGCAUUUGCGUCGGCCAGGGGAAGGCGCGCUGGGGUACGGUCCACCUUCAUGACCUGAGCGAGGUGUUCUUGCGGCUGGUCGAGGAGGCGGCGAAGGGAGGGGGCGCCGCCACUUGGGGCCGGGAGGGCUACUAUUUCGUCGAGAGCGGUGAAGAGGCGCUUGGUGAGGUGAACGCGGCUCUGGCGCGGGCCAUGUUCGAGAACGGAUUGCUCGAGUCGCCGGAGCUGGACACGCUAGAUCGAGAGGCGGCCGAGAAGGUCACGCCGUUCGCGUUGGUGAUUUGGGGCUGGAAUGCGCGUCCGAAGGCCGUUCGGGCGAGGAAGUUGCUUGGUUGGAAUCCUGCUGUUUUGACCGGACUUUUGGAGGACGUGAAGGAUUGGCGUUGGGGGCCAGACAGCAACUCGAUCAAACCGUUUGAGUUGCCCAAGGGGAUGGUCCGUGGGACGGUACGAGAUAUGCAGAAAAGCAGCUGGGUGGUGGAAUUCUUCGAGAAGAAAUUUGGCCCAGGGUUGUUCGAGUUGGUAGAAGUCCGGGACAUCACCGAGGAUGGUGCAUUCAACCACUUUCUGGAAGGAGUAGCAGGGGUAGCGCAUGUUGCUUCGCCCGUCAGUCUGGAUCCGGAUCCAAGCAAGGUCAUUCCAAUUGCAGUCAAUGGCACUCUCAACAUACUCAAGUCCGCAGCGAAAGCAACGGAUGUAAAGCGCUUCGUCCUCACGUCUUCUUCGUCGGCAGUGACUGUCGCGAAGCCAGAGUCUCAGGAGACCAUCACCAAAGAUACAUGGAACGAAGAAGCUGUACAGAUGGCAGACAACCUACCAGAUGACCUGUCUGACUUGGAAAAGGGCUUCGUUGUUUAUGCAGCCAGCAAGGUCAAGGGUGAGCAAGCCAUGUGGGACUGGGUUAAGGCGAACAAACCUGAUCUGGUGGUCAACUCAGUGCUUCCUGGAGGAAACUUCGGCAAGAUACUGAGCCCUCAGAACCAGGGCUUUCCAUCGACAACUCUGCUGGCGUCGGCUUUGUUCAACAACGAUGAGAAUCUCAUCAAAGAAUUUGCUACAUCCUACCCUCCAGAAUGGUAUGUGGACGUCCAAGACAAUGCUCGGCUCCACGUUGCUGCGUUGACUCAUUCCGACGUCUCCGGGGAGCGUCUCUUCGCAUACGCUUCCCCUUACAAUUGGAAUGACGUACUGGCAGCCUUCCGCAUGGCGUUUCCGGAAAAGGAGUUCAGAGAUGAUAUCCCAGGACUAUGGGACGACUCGACUGUUUGUGAGCCUGCAAAGAGGGCCGAGUUCCUGCUGACUGAGAUGGGGCGACCGGGAUUCACUCCUUUGACUCAGAGCCUCAAGGAAACAUUCGAGGGCUCUUGA